AUGGGAAUAACUUGUAGUAAAGCUAAAAAAGGAUAAGAAGCGUUAAUAUAAAAUUAGAUUAAAAUGGCAGUUUAAGAGGAUGAGAUUCUAAAUUAGGUAGAAUACAAUAAAGGAAUAAAUGAGGAUCAAGAAGACUUUAACAAGGAGCAAAGCUAAAAACCUGAGCUACUAAUUUUAAAUACUAGUUAAAAAAAAGUUAUAAGUCGAUCUGAUGAGGAGGAGACUGAGAAAUAAAAAAAAAAAACAACUAAGAAAAAACCGGCUUAAAAAAGAGAUGAUAAUUAUUUGAAAAUAAUGGAGUAUUCAGAUGUAAAAAUAAAAUCAUACAUCUUAUAAUCGAAAGAAGAAGACAUAACUACAAAUUAUGAGUUAUCUAUAGCAUUUGCUUAUUAAGAUUACCAGUAUAGUAUUAACUGUAAAGCAGUUAUACUAUGUGAGCCAUAAAAGCCUUUCAUACUGAGUCCAAUUAAAGUAGAAGAUGCUAUCAACAAUAGUUAAUUUGCAUCAUUUUUUGUUUUGGAUACAUAUUUUAAUGUGGAAACAUCUUUAAACUCGAAUUUAUAAUCUUUUAAUCAAUUGUUAGAAGUAAAAAGGAAUUUUUAAUAAGACAAACAUGAUGGAGAGAGUCCAUUAGUAUUUACGAAGAGAUAAAGUAAGUUAGUGAAUACAUAGCUUAUAAAUUAAUCUCCAUAGAAAGGUAAGAGGAAGAAGAAGAGAGAAGCAGCUGAAAUGAUGGAAUUGAUGCAUGUAUUUGAUUUUGAAUGUUCUCCUCGUUUAAAUUAAUUGUUAAUAUCUUUAAUGAUUCAAUAAUACAGUCAUAGAAUCACAAAAUAUUUAAUUACAAUUGAUGAUGUUUAUUUUUUAUUUAAUGAAAAACCAUCUUUAGAUAAGUAAGAAGUUCAUAGAGUAUUAAUAUUUUAUGAACAUUUUGAUUAUAGUUUAUAGGAAUUGAGUGAAUAUCUUAAUAGUAAUAAAAUGUAAUUGUCUCAUAUUUGUCAUCUUUAACUUUCAUUAAACUUAAUAUAGAUAUUAUACAAUUGUUAUCAUACAUAUCUUUAUAGAUUGAAUGUAACAUUAAAUACAGUAUUUUGGGUUAGUAAGGUGAAGAAAUUUAAGUUGUAAAGUUUUGGUAGAAUAUAAAAUUUAUUAGAUUUGGAUGGUAAGGAUCCAUAAAUUAAAUUUAAGACAGCAAAUGAAUAGAAAAUAAAUUUAUUUUAUAGAGAUUUUGAUAGAGACUUUGGAGCUGUUUUAGAUAUAAUUGCAUACUUUAAAGAUUUGAGUAAGGAGAUGGGAUAAAUAAAGAAAUUAAGGAGAAAGAGAAAGAAUUUACCAGAAGGAGAAACAUAUUAUGGUAAAUAUGUAAUAAUGUAUGAUGAAUUAUUUUCUGAUAAUUUGGAUGCAUUAUUUUUAGGAUUGGUUCGAUUGAAAUUUUUUGAGACUAAUUCAUUUGAUUAGAUAUUAGAGGAAUUGAAAUCAAUAAUAGCAACUUUGGAGAAGAUAAUAAAAUAAGAAAUAGUAAAAAUAGAAUAAGAGAAAAAUUAAUAAGAAUAAGAAUAAGAAUAAUAGAUAUCAUAAAAUGUGAUAUAAGUCCAAUUAGAUGAUGAUGAUGAAGAGAAUGAAUAAAAAGAGUUAUAGUAAUUCAAUUUUGGGUUGGAGAGGAAAAAGAAGAAAGAAUUAUCAUAGGAAUAGUAUUUAUAUUAUUAAAUGCUUUAUUCAUCUCUUUUUUAUACUCAAAAUUUUAAUAUAAUUUGUGAUUAAUUUUUGGAAGUCUCAAAAAAUUAAGUUUAAAUAGCUUAUGCUUAAUUGCAUUAUUCAGUAUGGAGAAAGUUGAGUUCAGUAGUAAAAGAAGGAUUUAGUUUAGAAUAGUAGACUACUUUGCUUUCUAUAUGUAAGAAUGUGUGUUAACUUACUUUAUCAUAAGAUUCAUUUCAUUAUUAUUUAAUAUUAGAAUUAAUAACAAAGAUGAGAGAUAAGCCAUUUAAUAUAAUAAAUCAUUUAAAAUAAUUGAUUCAAGAAUAAAAUUAUAAAAGGAAGAGAUAAACGAGACCAAAGUUAAGUAGAAAUUAAAAAUUUAAUGGGAUAAUUGAAAUGAGAAAAGCAAUAUUUUUAGAUUUGUUCUUUAUAGAUCAUUAUAUAAGUGAUCAUCAAUAUAAUAAGGCAAUUUAUCUUAUGUAAUAUGAUUUAUCAUCUCAAUUAAAGUUCAAUCUCAAAAAUUUCAUGCUUUAUACUUAAUCCCUCUUUAUAAAUGGUUUAUUAUGUGAAAAGACUCUAUAAUCAGUAUCAGCCAUGCUUAAUUUAGAAAUAUCUAAAUUAUUGUAUGAUCAAUACUUUCCAACUACUAAACUUGUUUAUAUUGAAGACGAAACUUAAAGAUAAAUUACCAAAGAAUAAAUGGAAAGUGGUAAAUAGUAUACAUCUAAAAUGUUAACAUUUGAUAAUUAAGCAUGUGAAAAUAUUAAUGUUCUUGACUUUCAUUUAGGUAAAGUUUAUUUCUCUAUUCAUGAUAAAGAAAAUGCAUUAAAAUGUUUAAGAAAAGUUAAAUAUGCCAGACAGAAGAAAUUUGAUAUCUUAUCAGAUGAAGUUAUUGAAGUAGUUAUUGAAAUUCUUAGAAUACUUGUUGAAUAAGAUGAUAGUGGUGCUGCAAGUGAAAUAUGUUAUGAAUAUCAAUAAUAAUUUAAAGAAUUAUAUCGAAGAAAUGCCUAUUUUAAAUCAAGAUAUAUUGCACGUCUAUAAUUAAUUAUGGCAGCUAUCUUUGAAUGCAAUGGAAUGUUAAUUAGUUCUCUUAGAUAUUAUUAAAAAGCAAAUAAAACAUUUAAUUAAUCCAAAACUAACUCUUAUAUCCUAUAAAUUCACAUCAGACUUAAAAUUAUGAAAUUAAUUGCUGCCAUCAAAACUAAAGCUCUGUCUAUUAAUUCAAUUAUCAAAGGAUAAAUCAAAUAAUUUAAUUAUCAUACUGGAUAUUUGUCAGAAACUGUCAAACCUUACUUUAACAAUUAAUUUCUAAGAUUGUCUAUUGAAGAAAAAUAACAUUAAAUUAAUUCAGUUAUUUUUAACUAUUUAUUGAAAAUUUAUUCAUUGUUUCGAAAUUAAGAUUAUGAUAAACUUUUGGAUAAAUUAUAUCAACUUCAUAAUGUUCUCAAAAAAAGAAAAGUUGAUGAAUGUUAUGGAUAUACUCUUUAAAAAUUAGGAAUCUAUCAAGCAUAUCAUUCAAAUUAUAGUUAAGCCAUUAAUUAUUUAUAAAUGGCAUUAGAAAUAUAUGAUAGAUUUCUUAUAUUUCCUUAAAAAGAAAUUAGAUAAUUACGUUGUCAAAUUCUGAUUCUUCAUUGUUGGAUUUAAUAAGAGAAAAAAAAAGAAUACUAAGAAUAAUUGAAUUUGAUUGACUAAUUUAUUUAAUAAAUAAAUGAAAUGCUUAAUUGGAAUAACAUUCCUUAUCAACCAACAACAAAUAAAUUUAUUGUAUUAUCAUUGAAACUUGGCAAACAGAUUAUAUAUUAAUUAGAAGAAAUGAGUUAACUGAUUGAAAAAUUUUAAAAGACUAGAUAUAAAUUGAUUUAGUAUCUAUCGAAUCCAACAAAAUUAAAGUCUGUAGCUGCUAAAUAUUUGAAAUAAAUUAUAAAAUCAACUUAAAAGGAACAUAUAAAAAAGAAAAGUCAUAAUGAUUCUAGAUAAUCUUGUUUAUUUGGUCUUCUUAGUCGAUAAAAUGUAAGACCAUCUAGAAAAUCGACAGUGAUUCAUAAUAAAUCGAAUACAUAGACUGAAUAUGAAUAUUAAGAUACUUAGAAGUAAAUUUGUUAUUUAAAUAUUUUGUUAGAUCUACUAAUACAAGAAGAAGCAAUACAAAACAUAGAGAUAAUAUGAGUAUUUAAUUUACAUCAGAUAAAUCAAAUUAAAUAAGUUAAUAAUUUGAUGUUGUAUAAACUUAGAAAUCAUAAACAUUUGAUGAUAAUUUAGAAACGGAAAGAAAUGGCAAUUUAUAAAUAUCAUAUAAUAUUAAGGAUAAUACAAAUACUAAAUGCAGUACAGGGAUGCCUUCGAUGGCUCAAUUAAAUAUGACACCAAUUAGUGAAGUAACUAAAUUAUCAGGAAAAUUGGUAAUCCAAUAAAAAAGAAAUAAAGAUUAACAGAAACUUAAAAUUAAUCCAUUUUAAAAGAUUACUCGAAAAUGAC
This is a messenger RNA of Paramecium sonneborni, 4167 nucleotides long. NCBI's taxonomy places the organism in Eukaryota, Ciliophora, Oligohymenophorea, Peniculida, Parameciidae. The record is from the annotation of a GenBank genome assembly.